Messenger RNA from Microthlaspi erraticum, 933 nucleotides. Lineage: Eukaryota; Viridiplantae; Streptophyta; Magnoliopsida; Brassicales; Brassicaceae. The record is from the annotation of a GenBank genome assembly.
AUGCGAGAUGAUGGAGGUAGUUGGAUCUUCGAAUCGGACACGAUGGAAGUUAAAGAAAACCUCCAUCUAUUGAACCCGAACAUUUCAGUGAAGCUGGUGUACCAGUAUCAUGCCUGGAUGGCUAUCGAUGAUGGCGAUGGGUCAACGCCGCAGUACAUCACCCAGGAAGUUGAGGUGUUCAUUCAGAUGCGUCGUCACGUAGAAGAGGUUAACUUUUGUGUCACAGUCUCUAGAUCUGUACUUCCCGGUAGCCCUGCCCAUCAAUGUUCUGACAUUCCGAGAAGGGUGGAGAAGGAAAAUGAGCCAGUUCGAAGGGAUGACGAGGAGGCCAUCAUCAACGAAUCUGACCAAGAGUGGCAUGAGUUUGCCAUGUCGGAAACGCCUCUAACCUUACCACAACCGGCGAUUAAAAUUCCGACAAAAUCACUCCCACCGCGAAAGCGUAGAGAAGGUCUCAGGAGUGGAGGAAUCACAAUCCACGAAGGUGAAGGUAUCAUUAGGCUAACUCACCCUACACCUAAACCAGGGGACAAAGGAAAAGGAAUCGCGGAGGAGGACUCAUCUUCAACCGAUUCCGAUGAUGAUCUCAUACAACCUCUGCUUGUUCAAACUUCUCUUCCCAGGGCCCAACUAGAUGAAGGGCUUGUUUCAGAUGACGAGAUGCCUGAUGUUGAUGAGGGUAGUGGUGAUGGCCCGGCGUUUGGCCGUUGGGGACGCUUCGAAGAGGCAUUGCACCAUAUUCCAACUGAUAUAAGUCCAGACCCGUCCCUUUUUGGCCGAGAUGCACCACCUGUGUUCUCCACCUCAGAGGGUGAUGCGGUUGAGGAUGCUCUUGCGGAUGCUCCUUACGAAGGGGACAAGCUCUUUGUCGGAAGGGUGUUCAAAUCCAAAACAGAUUGCAAGACAAAAAUCGCCAUUCACGCAAUAAACUGA